GAAAGAGAAACGACGACGACGACGACAACGGCGGCUGUGUAUGUGUGUGUGUCUGUUUGUGUGUGUGUGUGAGCGAGAGAGAGAACGAGGGCAAAGCUUCAGUUUUUGCCCUGCUGCUGCUGCAAUUUUUUUUCCCGACGAGGACCAGCCAACCUUCUUUCUUUCUCGUUUUUUUUUUUUAAAUUAUACAAUACCAAUAUCAACCGCCUCCCACUCCCCAAUUUCCAAUUUCCGGGAAUUUUUUAUUUUUAUUUUUUUUUAAAAAAAGAGGGGGCAGGAAAAAAAAUAUGUCGGUCUGUUUUGUAGAAACUGAUCAAGACUCGGUGGCGUUGAAAGCUUUCCAGAAGAUGUCCAGUGAUAGACAAAGGUCAGAUGAUGAAAGCCCAAGUACCAGCAGUGGUAGUUCAGACGCAGAUCAGAGGGACCCACCAGCACCUGAGCCCGAGGAACAGGAAGAAAGAAAACCUUCUGCAACACAGCAGAAGAAAAAUACCAAACUCUCCAGCAAAACUACUGCUAAACUAUCUACUAGUGCUAAAAGAAUUCAGAAGGAGCUAGCCGAAAUCACCCUGGAUCCACCUCCGAACUGCAGUGCUGGGCCUAAAGGCGACAACAUCUACGAAUGGAGAUCUACUAUCCUAGGCCCCCCAGGUUCUGUGUACGAAGGUGGCGUAUUUUUUCUGGAUAUCACAUUUUCAUCUGAUUAUCCGUUUAAACCACCAAAGGUUACUUUCCGUACUAGAAUCUAUCACUGCAACAUCAACAGUCAGGGAGUCAUCUGUCUGGAUAUCCUGAAAGACAACUGGAGUCCUGCUUUGACUAUUUCAAAGGUUUUGCUGUCUAUUUGCUCCCUCUUGACAGACUGCAAUCCUGCUGAUCCUCUGGUGGGAAGCAUAGCCACUCAGUACCUGACCAACAGAGCAGAACAUGACAGGAUAGCCAGACAGUGGACCAAGAGAUACGCAACAUAAGUGAUGUUGUUGACUACUUGGCGCAGUGUGAAGGUGCGGGGAUGCAGCUUUGCAGUGUGCAACCAAACUUUAUAGCCUUUACAAUACGGACUUCUGUGUAUAUGUUAUACUGAUUCUACUCUCUGCUUUUAUCCUUUUGAAGAUUGGAAUACUGCUUUCUCUCCCUCCUCCCCUUCCCCAAAAGGUAAAUGCUGUCAAGAGUAGAACUUUGUAGCUGUAGAUUAGUUAUGUUUAAAAUGCCUACUUGCAAGUCUUGCUUCUUUGGGAUAUCAAAAUGUAUUUUGUGAUGUAACUAAGGAUACUGUUCCUGAAGUCAACCAAAUAUAAUAGUGCAUUUUAGCCUAAUUCAUUAUCUGUAUGAAGUUAUUAAAGGUAGCUGUAGAUUACUAGGAAUUACGUCAUUUGUAUUAAGCCCAGAUCUAUUUCCGAUAUGUGGUACAUGCUGUUGUGAAAAAUGUUUAAGACUUUUACCUUUGUCAGUUUGUAAUGAAAAGGAUUUCUUUUAUCCUUGUCCCCUCUCAUCGCCACCCACCUUGUAGCUCAGAGAGCAUCCAGUGUAUCAUCUCAAACACAAUAAACAUGUUCCCCAAGGAA
Thamnophis sirtalis is the source of this 1565-nucleotide messenger RNA. It is a transcript of the gene UBE2E3, whose product is annotated as ubiquitin conjugating enzyme E2 E3. The record is from RefSeq and is a predicted model, not a curated record. NCBI's taxonomy places the organism in Eukaryota, Metazoa, Chordata, Lepidosauria, Squamata, Natricidae.